GAAAGAGUUUAAGAUCAGUACAAAGGGGCACAAAUCUAGUGGAAACGAUAAAACGGGUUCAUUUUGUGAAAAGUAAUCACCUGUCAGCUAUCUACAUAAUAAUCAUUAUCAUAUGUUUAUGUUUGCCGGGUGGGGUGAUAAAUCAGGUGAAAGUGAGGUUUCCACUGACGUUCAAACCAUCCUCAAAGACUCCGGGAUGUUUCGAGGUUAUGUGACCUCGUAGUGUUUAUAAAUAAAAUAAUACUUAGAUAGGAAUUAUAAAUAAUGGAGAGUUGUAAGGGAGAAAUCAUCGAUGAUUCUAUUUUGUACGAGCUUUUGGAAUAUUUUGUCAAAAUACAAGAUCCAGAACUAAUCAAAUGGAAGAAUGACACAGCAAUCCUCUCCACCUCCGGCACAAUAAAAAAUGCCCUGCGCUACCUGAACAAUCGUUACUCCCUCCCGGAGUCCAUCUCCCAGCAGAUAGGCCUCACCCUUCCCUGGAAGUUCUCCAUAGACUCUAACGGGCGUCUCUUGGCCCUCCUCCUGGAGAACUCUCUGGAGAUCCGUAAAUCAAAGGACGAGUUCUCGUCAGUGAUAUCGAAGGCUUCAGUUCCAAAAGAUGCCUUUCCCCAGUGGCGCAAACUCUCCUGGAGUCCUGACGCCUCCCUCUUGGUUCUGGCAUCAAGCAACGGGAGCCUCUCAUUCUACAACUCCCUCGGCAACAACAUCUUCACAAUUACCCCGAGAACAGUCUCCCAGAACCCAGACAUUCUCGAGGCCGGCGAUGCGAUCGCCUCAUUGAUGUUCAAGCCUCCCAGGGAAGACAGUGAAAAAUGGUCCUACGAGUUUUUGGUGGUUACUUACAGUGGACUGUUGAAGUCGUACAGCAUCUCUGGAACUCAUGGCUUCAAGCACAAUUAUGAAUUUUCGUUUGGAAAUUUCUUUAGGAAAGGAGUUAACGCCUUCGCCUUCUCGAAGAAGCACAAUCUCUACAUUGUUGCCGGCAACUGUAUUACACAAAGUCACCUGGCCUCACCCGCAGCUAGCAAUGGUCUCACCUCCUGGCGUCCGCUGAACGACUAUCCUUUCUACAAGCUCUCCUUCACCUUCGAGGAGAAUUCGACGUCCACCUUGUCCCUCUGGAACCUGAUUCCCUCCUUCCGAUUGCCCGCAGCCCCUGUCAUCUUCAGGAUUUCCAUUUCCCCCAGUUGCAGCCACCUAGUCUGCCUCCAUACCGAUGGCUCAGUCUCCCUCUGGGACCUCCCGAGCCUGAAAUUGCGAAAAAAAUGGAAUCUCCCAGAGCAACCGGGCUACGACGCCCAAAACCCCCUGUCCGCUAAGAAACUCCGCAAGAGCCCCAACGAUAUCUCAGACUUCCAUCCCGUGGACAUCGGCUGGUGGUCUGACCACUCCAUCAUCAUUGCGAGGUACUCCGGGGCUGUCUCCGUCUGCUCUAUGUCCAAUUUAACGAAUCUCCUUGGUGGGAGUCCUGAAUUCCUCUCCGGUCAACCACAAAUCUCGGAAUUCUACUCGGGAAAGGGUUUCUUAGCUCUGGACUGCGAAACCCUGGUGAAAUCUAAAAAAAGAAAAAGAACUCCUAGUCAUGAUGGCUCCACUUCAGAUACUGAGGAAAGUGACCAAGAAGAAGACGAGCUGGAGCCAAUAACGCUCUUAGACUAUUCAAUAAAUCUCAUAAAAUCCUUGAUCUAUUCGAUAACCGACAUCGAGAGAUUUCAGCCCAAGCGAAAAAAGUCAAAAAUCUUGCAGAGGACGUAUAGGAUCCUGGGACUGAAGAGCACAACUCCCGAGGAGCUGUAUGCUCGUAAAAUCGACAUAGAGGAGUACGAGGACGCCCUGAACCUCGCCAACACUUACAACCUGGACAAGGAUCUAGUCUAUCAGACCCGAUGGAGGAAGUCAGAGUUCUCGUUGGAGGCCAUUACUAACCACUUGAGCAAGGUAUCAAAAAGGUCCUGGGUCCUCAAUGAGUGUAUUUCCCGCGUGCCAGAUACCUUGGAAGCAGCGAGAGAGCUACUGAACUUCGGCCUUCGAGGGGCCAACUUGGAGACAUUUCUGUUGAUAUCCUCCCACGACGAUGGAAAAUUUAUGGACGAGGAAGUUGAUGAGGAGCUUGCAGAGCUGAAUCAAGGAUCCAACAGUCUCAAGCAAAUCCAAAAGAUCAACGACUUGCUGAGGGAUGCAAAGGAGAGCCUGACAGAGUCUCAGAAGGAGUUGAUUGAUUAUAGAAGACAAUUGCUGGAUCAUUUGGACAAACUGAAGACCUAUGAGAUUCUCAUCGGAGAGGGAUUUAAGUACAGGAAGGAUUUCUACGAGAAAUUCAGGAGACUGUCGAUCCUGGAGAAUGCUAUUAAAUUCGCUAAAGACUGUGAUUAUAGAGCUGUAGAGAUCAUGUUCACCUACCAUGGAGGAAAACUUUUGCCUCACUGGUUGGCGAUAGUCAACUGCUUUCCAGAGACGCUGAGUCCUAGAGAGUACGAAAAAUUAUUACCAGAGUGCGACACCGAUGGACAGCUGUAUCUGCUCUAUCAGAAGGAGUUAAGGCUGCAAGAUUGGUCUGAGAAAUCUCAGUUCGAAGGGAUCAUCUCCAGAGAGGCCACUGAAGUAACCGAGUCGAUUUACGAAGACGAUCCUUCGUUAUCACCUUACAGAAAUACCGAGCUAACAAUGACCUUACUGACAAAAUGGUACAAAUCUCGAGCUAAUCAGAUAGAACGAGACAGUUGUAUCGUGGAGAAUGCCCUGGAACUGAUCAAAAUAGGAAAGUCUCACCGAAUUAAUGGCUUGGAAGACCUGCUGGUGGAGCUAGAAACCUUGAACGAUCUGAUUUAUAAGAUCUACCUCGAGGACAUGUCCCUUGUACAGCUGGAGAAGCUGUCUGAGCUACAGAAGGUUCAACUGCUGAUGAGCAGAACGACUGAGGGGAGUUUCAUCAACGACAUUAGGAGUUAUUUGCUUCCUUUUCUUUACAGACGGCAGGAAUACCUGGACAUUGCUCUCGAGAAGCAUCUGUUCAGGGAGUAUCUGGUGGACUUGAGUCAGGAGGACCUGUCACUCCCAGUGAUUUUGUUUCACAAUCUGGGGCAAGACCGCAGGAUCCUUGAUGUCAUUGAUGACGUAAUGACACUGGCUCUGGGAUGUAUUCACUCCUGUGUCGAUCUUGAUAUGUACGAGAAGGCUAAAGAUAUUUUUAAUGCUGUAUCAAAACCAAAUUGCAAUGUUCAAGACUCUUCAAGGUCUGAAAAUCCUCUGGAUGAUCUAGGGAAGGAGCUCGAAUGUCUCAAGAUACUGAAUAAAUACUACGUGGGGUCAACGAUCAGAUUUAUAAGUGAAAAUAAGGAAAAUCCUGAGCAAGCAAAACUUCUCUUGACCGAAAUGGCCAAUUCGCUAAAGGAAAGAUCACCUCCGCCUCCUCAGGAAGCGUGGACCGAGCUCCUCAAUGAUAUCCUGGAGAUACAGGGCCUCGUAUUUAACUGUAUCGAUACGGAAAUUUGUUUCGAGAUAGUGGUUUCAACGAAAUUAUCCUCUGGAGUGAAAUCCAACAUCCAGAGUUGUGUUUCAUUGAUCGAGACGAAGAGGAAAGAGGGAUCGUUCCUGAAGAUAUCGUACACCAGGGCCGUAGAGCUAAUCGUAGAAGCUGCCAGGACCUACUUUGACUCUUCGAAAAGUCUACACGAUCCCACCAUGGACCUCGCCAAGGCUUGCUUGAAUCUGAUUGAUGAGGAUGAUAAGGUGGUGCAGAAGGAGUUUGAUCUGAUCAAUGCUCUUCAGGUUCUCGAUGAAUUUAGUUUGAAUAUUCUUCCACUUCAAGUACGAAAUUGUCCGAAUAAGCUCAAGCUAAUCGAGAACUGUCUCGACACUUGUGAGGGUGCCUACAAACGCCAGCAGCGUCUUUUAACCCUCUCCUCGUAUCUCCACAUAGAUAACCACAAUACCAAACAUCGGGAAGGCAAGAUCCUUUCGCUGAUCGCUAAUAAAUCAUUCGAUGUGGAGGACUUCAUCGCCUGCGCCUCCACAUGCAAACAACUGAUAAACAGUAACUACUCUCCUGCUUGGGGAAUCAUCCACAAAUUGGCAUCCUCUCAAAGCUACCCAGACUUACAAUUCAAGAAACGGUGCUUCUGGUUCAGCAUCACUCAUGGCCCUCCGGAUAUCCUCGAGGAUUCUCUCAGAGAAGUCCAUCUCCUUGAGAUUCAGUUGCUCAACAAAGAUCUGGAGACCUGGAUGAGCUCUCACGCCUACGAUGAUCUGACAACCGAUCCUGACGAGGAUAGCGAUCCUGACGACGACUUUACAGACGCCGUGACGACUCCUCAGGUCGACUCUAAGGAGUUUGUCCCCAAAAUCCUCGAGACGUCAACCGGACUCGUCAAGAAUUCCGCCCAAAUUUUUAAUCAGUCCCUCGGGAUACUCAAGAGCGUCAGCAAUCAGGGAUUCUGGAGAUCCGCCUUAAACAUGAACAGCAAAAACGUGUUCGAGGAUACUUAUGAUGUCGACGAGGACGCCACACUGGAGAAGUACAGGGGAAUACUUCAGAGUUUUCCUUUCUUCUAUCAAUCACUUCAUGAGAACUGUCUUGUCAGCAGGAUUGACACACGAUACUCCAAGUACUCUCCACCUGAUGUUGAUAAUACCAAGUUGAAGAUGUGCCAGACACUCGUGAGGGUAGCGUUACUGAGUGAAACAGCUUCUUAUGGGCUGGAGAUAUCUGACAUUCGACACUUCUUCGUCCAGUGCUGCAGUCAUGUUCUGAAUGAUGACUGGACUCUUGGAUUCUCUUAUCUUUUGGCAUGUGGGGGAAGCCCCGGGGAGAAUGUUGAAGAGGUGAUGAAGGGGCUGAAGAAGAGUGAUCUUUGUAUUCAGGGGAUUAUUUAUUUGUACGGACUCAUGCUGUUUAGGAAGAUGUUUCCGGGGGAUGACAGGUACCUCUUAUACGAUCCCAUGGAUAUACUCAGGGGAAUGAUUGAACAGGCGAGAGAAGGUGAUGAUGAGGUGAUGAAGUUGAUUAUUCAUUGGGCUGAUAAACUGAGGGAAGAGGAAGUUGAAGAGGUGAAUGAAAGGGAUGACAUUGAAAUAGAAACGGAAUCUAAAAAUGACGAGGGUAAUGAAAGGUCUUCGGGGAAAUUGGAAACAACCAAUUUGGUUGGAAAGACAUCAACAAUGGUUGAUAAUAUGGAGGGAGACUGGGACGAUGACGCCUGGGGUGAUGAUUUCUCAACGGAGAUUGAGGCAGAAGAAAUUUUGAAGAAUGAGGAGAAUGAGAAGCGAAAGGGGGUGGAGAAUUUAGCGGAAAAGGAAAACUUUAAUGAUGAUGAUGUAGGAGGUGCUUGGGGUGAUGCUGAAUUCAAUGAUGAGGAUAUUAUUUGUGACCCUGGGACUGAGAGUAAUGAAGUUGAUGAAGUAGUUGAAGCUCGUGAAGCAGAAACAUAUGAGAAUUUUAAGCCAUCGCUGGGGGAAAAAUCGGGGAAAAUUGAUUAUAAUGGGGAGGGAUGGGGGGACCAGAGUGGAUGGGAUGAUGAUUGGCCAGAGGACGUAGAUACGGCGGGUACGGAUAUAGAGAAUACGGAAAUUACAGAAGAAAAAAUAGAAAUUAAAGAAGAGAAAAGGAAAGUCAGUAACGAAAAUAGUGAAAUUGAGGAAACAGUGAUAGAGAAAAUUGAGCCAGUGCAAGUAGUUGAAGGUCAAGAGUGGGCCGAAGGGGAGGCUGGAUGGGACAACUGGGAAGACUUUCCAGAAGUGGGAGAGAAUAAAACUAGUGAAGAGAAGUCCUCGAAGUCUGGUGAUUUUCCGGCUAUUGGCGACGGAGACAUUCCGAUUGUUGAUGAUUCUACGGAGGAAGAGCGCUUUCAGAUAUUUGAGGAUCUAUUCGGCAAUAUGGAGAGUAAGAAUGAUUAUGUGAAGUUGAAGGAUGUGCUGAAGAGGUGGCCGCAGUUCCAAGAGCCUCAGUUCAUUUCUUUUGAUAAAAAUCCAGUUCUGCAGAUGAUUGAGCGAGUCAGUUCUGUUUACGUAGGGAAGAGUCAAUCCAAGGGCGAGAGUAUCAUCCUGGAAGAGUACAAGGAUCUUUUGGAAGGGCAAUCAAUCCCGGAAGAGGUUUUCCGUCAAUUCAUCACAAAAAUCGACGACGAAUCGAGUCUGGAAAAAAAAGUUUUCCUCCGAUUAUCUUCAAAUAUUCCCCUUCUUCAGGAAGAAGCCGUUGAAAUGAUGAAAUCUUCAAACCUCUCUGAAUUUCCGUUACCAAUCCUCGAAGAAGUUUUCUUCAAGAAUUUGACCUCAACAUUCCCCCCUCAUCACCCGAUUUACGAUAAAAUCCUCGAGCAGAUGUUCCUCAAUCAUGAUCUUCCAGAACUGGAGCCCAACAUGAGGGUACUGAUAAAAAAAUUGAUGGAGAAGAAACAUAUUCCUUAUGCUGUUGCUCUCUGGAACCAACUUGCGGGUGUGCCUCCAGCUUUAACCACCUUUGAGAGUUGCUUUCAGCUUUUAAUAAAGGAAUAAACUAAGUCUGGUUACUUUCCUUGCAUGAUGAUGUCACCAAUCAAGUGUUAAAUUCACACUAAAUUAAAGAAAAUGUAAAUUGUAAAUAUAUAAAUAUAAAUAAACAACUCAAUUUCUACAAGUACCCAAUCUCCCUUAUUAACCUCCAAACAAAGGCACAGGUAACAAUCAAAAGACCCAAAAUAUUAUUAAUAUUCAUCUUUAUUACGUGAAAUUUAUGACAAUGAAUCCGCCUACUGACAAAUGUAUUUGGUGUAAUCUUCCGAAAGAAUGAAUAAAAAAAGACAGAACCAGCUAUGGGGAAUGAUUUAAUAACUUAAUCUUAAAUCAAGUCAAAUAGAUCACUGGCUCUAACCUCACGAUAACCACAUAAAACGCGAUUAAAACUCAGUCACCAGUCUCUUAUACUCCGCGAAAUAUUUCCUAAAUUUAAUCAACCUCCUCCAUCCUGGAGGCAUCAUCCUCGUUCUCAGCCUCAAUUGUCUGCACAUCCUCGACCUUAGCUUCCUCAUGAACUGCAUCAUCCUCAUCGAUUCCCAAGCCCAGCUUGAUCAUUCUGUAGAUGCGUUUGGCAUGAACCUGGGGCUCAGCUAGAGUGAAUCCAGACGACAUCAGGGAGGUCUCAAAAAGUAGAACAACCAGAUCCUUCACAGCCUUGUCGUUCUUAUCAGCCUCAGCCUUUUGCCUCAGAGAUUCAAUAACUGGAUGAUCAGGAUUGAUUUCCAGAUGUUUCUUGGCAGCCAUGUAACCCAUCGUCGAGGUGUCCCUCAAUGCCUGAGCCUUCAUAAUCCUCUCCAUAUUGGCGGUCCAGCCAUACUGAGCAGUUACAAUACAGCAUGGAGAGUCUACAAGACGAUUGGACACCACAACUUUCUCCACUUUGUUAUCAAGAAUGGUCUUCAUGAUCUUGCAGAGCGGCUCGAACUUAACUUUGUCCUCUUCCAUCUUCUUCUUCUCAGCCUCGUCUUCAGGGAGCUCAAGGCCCUCCUUGGUGACGGACACCAACUGUUUUCCAUCGAACUCCUUCAUCUGCUGGACUACAUAUUCAUCAAUUGGCUCAGUCAUGUAGACAACUUCGAAGCCACGUUUCUUGACACGUUCCACGAACGAUGAGUUGGCCACUUGUUCCUUGGAUUCACCAGUGAUGUAGUAAAUGUGUUUCUGGUUGUCCUUCAUUCGUGCUACGUACUCCUUCAGGGAGCAGACCUCGUCACCAGAGGCAGAGGUGUGAUACCUCAGGAGAUCAGCCAAUUUGCUCCUGUUGGUGCUGUCCUCGUGGAUGCCGAGCUUGAUGUUUUUGCUGAACUGUUCGUAGAAAUUCUUGAAGUUCUCCUUGUCCUCGGUGAGCUCUUCGAAGAGCUCGAGGCAUUUCUUGACUAGGUUUUUACGGAUUACUUUGAGAAUUUUGUUCUGCUGCAGCAUCUCACGGGAGAUGUUCAGAGGAAGAUCCUCAGAGUCAACUACUCCCUUCAUGAAAUUCAGAUAUUCGGGAAUGAGCUCCUCACAAUUAUCCAUGAUGAAGACUCGGCGAACAUAGAGUUUUAUGUUAUUCUUGCGUUUCUUGUUUUCGAAGAGAUCGAAGGGCAUACGACGGGGGGCGAAGAGGAG
Messenger RNA from Diachasmimorpha longicaudata, 8097 nucleotides. RefSeq names its product NBAS subunit of NRZ tethering complex-like. Bases 265 to 6489 code for a protein of 2074 amino acids. Gene Ontology annotation, cellular component: Dsl1/NZR complex. Gene Ontology annotation, biological process: retrograde vesicle-mediated transport, Golgi to endoplasmic reticulum. The record is from RefSeq and is a predicted model, not a curated record. Gene Ontology annotation, molecular function: SNARE binding. NCBI's taxonomy places the organism in Eukaryota, Metazoa, Arthropoda, Insecta, Hymenoptera, Braconidae. The transcript has 3 exons.